GAAAGUUUUAGUUCGAGUUUUGCAUGUUCCUGUUGUUGGAAAGUCUUGCAACGUCAAAAUAGUAAUAAAUAUCGAUUUUUUAACAUUCUGACGAACCUCGCAUCGUAGAUGGAAUCUGUGCUUAGUGAAUGACCUCUUCUGAUUACAGAUGUUCAAUCACUGCUCCUUCACUUAGAUAGGGAUAAUGAGAUAUCCCGAGUUGUGAUUUUUAUACAGCUAUACAGGGUAACACAAUUAUGCCAAGCUUGAAAAUAUUUUAUUGUGGCGAUGGGGCGGCAUGGGCUGAGUAUGUAAGAGGCAGACUAGAGAAAGACAUACAUAGUUUGUCUCUAAAUCUUGAGACAGAAGACUGGAAUAAUGCCGAGAAGUCUGACUUUCUCCUUGUCAUAUUAACUCCUGCCCUUGUUGACAGAGUUGUCUCUUAUGAAAAGGAGUUCCUUCACGUGCAUAGUGUUGUGGCUGCCCCUUCUCGUACAUUUGGUCUUUACUGUGGAUGUGAUGAGAGUUACACAUGUAAAGUUCAGUGGGAUGACUUUGACAGCUGGACUUUUUCCAGCUUGGGGUCUGGUGAAUUGCCUGUGAUCGAUAGUGCAGUAGACAGUAUCAAGAAAUUUGUCACAAGUUCAGUUCAAGAUAAGAGUACAAAUAAUUCUGACGUGAAUGACAAUCCCAUGGCUAGGGUUUUGCAGGAAAUGCUGAAAAAAAAGCCAAAAAUAAGGGAGGCUGUGAAAACAGAUAACGAUUCAACAAGUUCGGUAGCCUCUGCAUCUAAAGUUGGGGUACAAAGUGUGACUGCUGAAGAAUCAACUGAUUUGCAACCAAGUAGAUCGGCAACAUCCCCUCGUUCACAAGGCAAAGAUGCACAAGUUGUAUCUAAAUGGGGUCAAAAAUCACUUCCGCCAAGACCUCCUGCUAAACCUAAGACUCUGAUUGCCACAUGUACUAAGAAUGACACUGAUCCCAAGCCCGUCGAAGAGGUACCUCCGUCCUCUAUCACACAUGAUAAACCUAAACCUCCUGCAAAGCCCCGAAAGGAUCAGUAUGUGGACACUGGCAGCAAGUGUGAACAAACUGCUAGCCCUUUGCCUCAACCAAAAUAUAGGAGUCAUUCUCUGCCCUCUGUAAAGCCAUUGACUACGCAGCUAGUGCAGAAGGAAACUAAUAAGCCAGGGGGAGAAGGGAGAACAGAUGCCAUCAGUUCAGCUGGUGCGAAGGAAUCCGAGAAGAAGAUGACAGAAUUUCGAAUAUUUCCUCGCAAAGUUCAAUACAAUGAUGAAAUCCUCAUUAUGUUACCAGAGCCUUCAACUGAACCUCAGCUGUCUAUCAAUAUCCAGAAUAGGAAGCAUGACCAAAGGGAUGGUAAAUCUGCUCUUCGAGUCAAUGGUUAUACUUUCUCUUUCUUUUUUGAUUGUGUUGACAUGUCUCCUGGUGAGCUCCAUAUCGCCGUGUUCGAGGGAAAGAAGACACAUCUGGGCAGUGCAAAGAUCCAGUACAAGUCAAGCAGUGACAUGAUCAGUGAAAUAUUACCGACACUCGCCACGCCUGUAGAAAUGAUGUGUGACAUUCUCAAUCUUGAUUCGGCAAACACGGCUGCACUUGAUCAACAUUUUACGCGAUCCUACUAUGAACAUAGCCCAAGACAAACAGGCCCAUUUUACAACUUUGCGAAUGGAAAUAUCUCUGAACGAAGUGACAAAGUCUUACCAACACUGCUUCAUCUGUCUGCAAAGUUUGGCUUAAUGGAGUUUGCCAAGCUGCUGAUAACAUUCCCCUCGGCAAGCCUGGCGUACAGGAUGGACAACCGUGAUGGUCUCAGUCCUAAGGAUAUCGCAGAUGUAGAAAAACAUGCUGACCUCGUAAAGUUCUUCGAAAACUAUGAAAUUGCAAUAAUGGACCAUGAGACCAACUUGAUCUAUGAAGAUAUGAUGACGGAUAACACUACCAAUUCCGGUAUUCCUGAAGAGGAUAUUUACCUCAGUAUGCACGAAGCCUAUCCGCCAAAAUAUCCAGUCGAAUCCACCCUGGACCAGCAAAGCAUCUAUGACUAUCAUCCUGAACCCCAUAAAGUGCGGAAGUGCCUGAAGGUUGUCAUGAAACAUGAUGAGGAUAGCAACAGCGAUGAGGGACCGAACUUACGGAUUCCUAAGGAUGAGUUUGCGCCAGGGAGGUCGCGGUCGGAUUCUGUUGAAAGUGAUGGUUCGUGUUAUCUUGAUAUGAACGGACUGCCUAUUAAGAAGCAUUUCGAUCAUGAGGAUGAUGAUGAUGAUGAUGACUACAUUGAUGGGGAACUAAUAAAUGGAAAGAAAAUAGGGUCUGGGACCCCAUCUGAUAUGUCUGAUAGUGAUACUGGUGAAAGAGACUAUCUGUCUCUUGAAGCAGUGGUAGGUGUGACCCCUGCUGUUCAAGGAAUGCAAGAAGGCGGUGAAAAGAAGCAACGCCCUUUACCACCGCCACCACCACCACAACCCACCUCUGUAACUUCUCAAAUACCAAGAUCUGCUCAGUCACUAUUGGAUGCGCCUGCAGAAGAAGAAAAUCCCUAUUCCGAGCAAAGUUCGAGUAUGGCAGAGUUAAUUUCUAUACAAGAUGAAUUCAAGAAAGGCAUGUUUAGUCAUGAGCAAACGCUUAGUAGAUUCGAACAUUGGAAAGCAAAGUUUGAUAAUGGUACCUCAAAGAGUUUGAAAACCAGAAUGAGCAACUUGCAAAGAUUCCGACGUUAUUUCGCAGAUAAAGGAUCGAAGAAAGAAGUUAUAGAUAUCACUCAUUUUAAGUCGCCAAAAGUACCGCAGCCUAAGAACCUAUCACGAGCACCUGAGCCACUCCCUCGAGAAGAAUUGCGCCUUGGUCGUCCAAAGCCCUUUCUGAAAAAAAGGUCCGAUAGUUCUCGAUCGGUUAGCUCUGCAAGCAGUGGCUCAAGGACUUCCAACCUCAGUCAACUGAGUGUGGGCGACAGCGGAAACGUGACAGAAGAGAUCUAUGAAGAAUAUGGUUCCGACCACUGUACAAUUACAAAUGCACCAAAGGCCACAACAAACAUAUACUCGGCAUCACCGGCAUCGCGCGCUGAUUCUCCACCCCCACCAGUUCCUCCACGCAACGCAUCAAUUCCAGGACCACCUAUUGUUCGGCAGCUACCGAUUCCACCACCCCUUUUAGGCCGCCCGACAUGGCCUGGUGGUCAAGAUGAUGAUGACGACGAGAUCGAGGGUUUGCCACCAGCGCCUGCUGUGCCACCCCUACCUCCCAGGAAUUACUGAGGAUGAAAAAACAUCUCUGCUGCAGUUAUGUUUAUGCAUCAUGAGCGACAGACACAUUUAAAGUGUUUUUCAGAUAGAUCUGGCCGAAGGUACUUCACUGACCUCUUGUCACUAAACUGUAACAGUGUGAUCACAAAUACGUGUAGUAAUGUUAGACAGCCUUUGGCAGCCGGUGUCAUAGUUGACACCGUGAAAGAGCUUUGGCUCGGGUAACCUAAGGAUAACUUAUGCAAGUAUCAAUUCGUUUCUUGUACCCCCCCUCCUCAAGGGUAGUUAAGCUAUCACCACUAAUCUUUGCCGAUGCUUGAGUAGUAUUUAUUUUUCCUUUAGUGAAAAUUUUGCGAAGCUGGAAAGAAUAAGGAUGCUAAUGUGUCGAUGUCUUGUCGAACAUACAGCCUUACCCAGUAAAAUUAGUCCGGUUACUUUAUAUGAUGGUGAUAACUGAUAUAUUGUUGAUGGUGAUGUCUUGACGAAAGAAAAAGUAGCAUUGGUGAAAAAAGGGUGAUGCUUGAGCCUUAAGAUGUCGUUAUAGGGUGAUAAGGUGUCGUACCCUUGAGGAGGAGGGGGGGUACAAGACACGAAUUGAUACUUGCAUUAAGAGUUGUGCAAUAUCACUAUCAUUUGGUAAAUGUGAUCUGGUCACAUUCCUGAGUUCAACUAAGUACCUUUGGCCAGAACGUUAUAAGAAACACUACACUCUUUUGAUAAUUGCUGAAUUCCUAAGACUUCUGUCAGUCAAUUGCUACAGCAUACCAGGUAUAGCAUCUUGGCAUGGAUAUACUCAAAUCUUUUCUUGCCCUUGGUUAGUCAUAACACAAAAAUGAUGUGAGUGAAGUAAUUGAAUUGAUUUCAAUAAUGGUAAUAUUGUUUACUUCUUUAUAGUAUUCUUGAAUAUGGUGCAUGUAAUAGACCUACCAAGAAUAAACAAAAGCUAAGUUUUUUAAAGCAAAACAGCCACACCUUAUCUGACAUUAGGUACCAAUUUUUAUGCUGAAUUCCAACAAAUCACUGAAUUGUGAUAUUGACUGCUUCAGUAUUUUGCACAAAUCAAAGCGAUUAUGGUCACCUUAAACCACAACCCGCUGCUGCCAGAACGAGGCUCAGCGCUCAUACACUGUAAACAGCGCCACCUUGUCACCAAUGUGUUUUGAUAUGUAUAAUUUACAACGAGGUACAAUAUAUGUCAUAAAAACUAGAAAAAAUGUAACAGGAAGAGAGACCCGACUUCAUAAGUCUAAUUUAUUCUUGGUAAAACCUAUCUGCAAUGCCUAUGUAUAUAAGCUUACUGAUAUAUUUUUUAUAACUCAAGAGGAUAUAUUUUGUUACAAUUUGUGCUAUUAUUAUCUGUAAAGGUAUUAAGCCCUACAUAUUUUCGAAAACCUUAAUAUUCUAUAAAGGUAGAGCCUUUCAUAUUUUCGAAAUCUUUAAUAUUUUAUGAAGGUAGAGCCUUUCAUAUUUUCGAAAAACUUAAUGUAUUUACCUGCCUGACUGUUGUGAUUGUGAUAGUUAUUUUGGUAAUAGUAUUUAUAAAGACGACAGAAUUGUAAACCGACAAAUUUUUGCAAGCAUUAAUGUUCUUUGAUUCUCAGAUAACCUCGAUUUGCAAAACACUUUUGAACUGGAAUUGAAAUAGCUGAACGAAAUUUUGUAAAUUUACCAAAAUAAAAGUUGUGGAAUUUUCAAAUUCAAAAGUGCAAAGAUUUCCAAGUUUACAGUGUUAACUGUGAUAAACGUGUCUUGACAGAAUUGUGAUAUAUUUUCUUAUGUACGGUUUUCAGUUGCUGGCAAUCAAAUGAAGAUCAACCAAGGGCCUUUAUUCUCAGGCACAUAGGUAUUCAGGUGUCUCAUGUUGUACCGUGGUUUCUAGCUUGUUUAUUUGUGAAAUGAUUUGUUUGUGAUAGUAUUGUUUAUAUAAAUGUGCAUGCUUGUGAACUUACAAUUUACUUUAAUUUGGCUAAUGAUGAUUGCAAGUUAUUGAUAGAGGCUAUACAUUAACUGACAAUUUUUGUGGUUAUCUACAUGUAUGUGGGCACAAAGCACUUUGUUGUCCACUACAGUUAUUUUACAGUAUUCAUACACAAGGCAGUGCUUUAAAGUUAUUCAUUUGUUGUCACAGAGCGACCGACGUUCAUGUAUAAAGCAGUGCUUUAAAAUUAUUUAUUUGUUGUGGGCUGUUAUUUUCGUUUUUGAGACUAAUUAAUGUGAACAUUGAAUUGCCCGAACUAUUUAAUUGUCAUGAUUACUGCAUAAUAAACAUAAUUUUGGUUGAUUUCCCCAAAUUAGAUCAUUCAAAAUGAUAGGUAGAAUUGCCGUGGCUCGAUGUGUUUCGAUUUUAUAUUGAUAUCAUUUAUAGCUCAAAUGUAUCUUCCUAUACAUUUCCAAUAAUAAAGGUGGACUUCACAUGUAGUCUAAUCAUGAUUUACAAUAUUGUGUACCCGAGCCAAGAACACAGCCUCUAUCAUAAUCUAAUGGUUAUGCUGUCAUUAGCUAAGAUUUAGAAUGAAUCUCAGAUACCCGGGCAAAAAUGUGUUUCUAUUAUAAAUGUGGAUUUAAAUGUGUUUCAGAGCCCAGGGCCGGGUUGUUCAAAAGUACAAAAGUCACGUUAUCCUUAACGGUUACAUUAAUUAUCCUUAAGGACGUUAUCUCUUUCAGUUAAACCCAUUAAAAUGUUCCCGUUAAGACUCACAUUUGUAAUGUCUCCGUUAAAGCUAACGUUAUUUGAACAACACGACCCGGGGG
Lineus longissimus is the source of this 5996-nucleotide messenger RNA. Its product is annotated as phosphoinositide 3-kinase adapter protein 1-like. NCBI's taxonomy places the organism in Eukaryota, Metazoa, Nemertea, Pilidiophora, Heteronemertea, Lineidae. Gene Ontology annotation, molecular function: fibroblast growth factor receptor binding; transmembrane receptor protein tyrosine kinase adaptor activity. The record is from RefSeq and is a predicted model, not a curated record. Gene Ontology annotation, cellular component: cytosol. The transcript has 15 exons. The coding region runs from base 237 to 3257 and encodes 1006 amino acids.